Messenger RNA from Gadus morhua (Atlantic cod), 4586 nucleotides. It is a transcript of the gene calcoco1a, whose product is annotated as calcium binding and coiled-coil domain 1a. Lineage: Eukaryota; Metazoa; Chordata; Actinopteri; Gadiformes; Gadidae. Gene Ontology annotation, molecular function: transcription coactivator activity. Gene Ontology annotation, biological process: positive regulation of transcription by RNA polymerase II. The coding region runs from base 425 to 2491 and encodes 688 amino acids. The record is from RefSeq and is a predicted model, not a curated record. The transcript has 15 exons.
UUUCCAUUAAGGAUGAUCAAUUCUCUGCUCAAUAAAAAACAUUUAAUUGUAUAAUCGUUUGUGGUGUAGGCCUACACGACAAAACAUUGCUUUGUACAAGUGUCACCUCUAACGUUAGAUAGUUUUUUAUUGAAUAACGUUUUAUUUUACUAAAGUAAAUUGAUAAGAAUAUGCUCAAUAAAGCCUCUGACGCAUAUAUUUAUUAGCCAAUCUAUUAUAUUGGUAAUCCUUAAUGACAUUUACAUUAUCCAUGCGUCCGUCCAUCCAUCCACCCAGCUCUCUAGCCCUCACGCGUUCUAUCUAUCUACUAGUCUGUCAACUCUGUAACUACUGUUGGAAAGGAUGUGUUAAAAUGAAAUGACGUGCACAACCUACAGUACCCACCGGUGGAGAAGACUGAAAUAAGGCUGGUGACGGUCAUGUUAUGUCGAGGUGUCGUGUGUCAUGUUGGCCCGAGACCUCCCUGCUGCCAUUGAGGUUUGGAACACAUGGUAUAACUGUGCCUCCUUGCUUUCGUGUUGCCAUGGAAACGGCUUGGCUGGUGGAGUUUCAAAACGUGGGGUGCAGUUACUUUCCACAGAGCAGAGUGGAUUGCCACUACACUCUGAGCUCUAAGCUUCCAUGGGCGAGCAAUGACUGGAUCGGCCUCUUCAAGGUGGGGUGGUCGUCGGUCAGGGACUACCACACAUUCGUCUGGUCCUCAGUCCCCGCUGACAACCAGGAGGGCAGAGAUGUCAACUGCUGUGUGCAGUUCCAGGCCUCCUACCUCCCGAGGCCCAGCUCGGAGGAGUACCAGUUUGUGUACGUGGACAGUAAGGGGGAGGUGUGCUCACGCAGCCCUGCCUUCACGUUCGGCGCCCCUGAACCCCUGGAGGAGCUGGUGACUCUGGAGGAGGGGGGCCCCGGGGAGGAGGGGUCCACUGACAUGCUGCUGGUGGUCCCCAGGGCUGAGCUGCUGCAGAGUCGGCUCCAGGCGUGUCUGCAGGAGCGUGCCGAGCUUCUGCAGGCCCAAGAGGGGCUGGUCAGGAAGCAGGAGCGGGAGGAGGAGCGCUACGCCCGGGCCAGGGUGGCCUGGGAGACGGAGCGCCGGGAGCUGAAGAGGACCAUGGCCCGGCUGCAGGAUGAGCUGCACAGGAGCCAGGACAGCGUGGUGGAGAUGGAACUGAGACAAAAGGAGGAACAAGCUCUGGGGGAUUAUCUAGUGGAGCAGCAAGGUGCCUUAUUGGCCCUGAAGGAGGCAGGCGAGCUGCGAAUCAGAGAGCUGGAGGAAGACAUUAAGACCCUAGCACAGAGGGCUGCAGACAGAGAGACCGAGCUGGACAGGUUCAAGGAGAGAACCAAGAGGUCAGCAACACAGAAAAAAGAAGAAGAUACUGAGAAAAAAGACUUGCAGACCAAGUUGGAGCACACCGAGGCUGAGCUCCGGACGCUGGCCAAGGAGUUCCAGGUCCUGAGGAGUUCCCUGGCCCAGAGGGACACCAGCGUGCUGCAGCUGCAGAACACCAUCAGCACCCUCACCCACAAGCUCACCACGGCCCACCGUAAAGAGACGGAGAGCGAGGCGGCGCUGAAGGACAUGCGCGGCCUGCGCGAGCGUCUGAGCGCCAGCGAGCGCACCGUCGACGGCCUGAAGGCGGACCUGAGCGCCACAGUGACCAAGAGGGACCACGGGCAGGCGGAGGUCCACCAGGCCCGGCUGCAGGCCGCCCAGCUCACACUGCAGCUGGCCGACUCCAGCCUGGCCUUCAGGGAGGCCCGGGCCCACUGGGCCCAGGAGCAGCAGCACCUGCAGCACACGGCCGAGAAGGAUUGUGAGCGCCUGGAGAAGGUCAACGUGGAGUUCCAGAGGACGGAGGAGCAGCUCCAGGAGGAGAGGAUGGAGAGGGAGAAGGUGGAGGUGGAGCUGGGCAGAGAGAAGGACUGCAACAGGGUUCAGCUGAGUGAGGCCCGCAGAGAGCUCCAGGAGCUGAAGGCCAGCGUGAGGGUGGCUCAGAAGGAGAAGGAGCAGCUGCUGGCGGAGAAGAAGGACCUGAGGGAGUACAUCCGCAUGGUGGAACAGAAGAUGGGUCUGAUGCUGGACCCCAGCUUCAGCACGGCCUCCGUGACCCCUGCAGGGCGGCCGUACAGCCCCCUCUCCGACUCUGAGGAGGAGAGCCCCGAGGCGCAGCCGCCCCCGCCGGCCCCCCCCUCCCCGGGCCCGCUGGCCCACUACAGCCUGUGUGAGCAGGGCCAGCUGGACCCCCUGCUGCCCGCCACGCCCCCCCCCUCCCUGAGGGAGCUGGCCCGGGGCACGGUGGUCAUCAGCCAGCCCGCGCCUCUGUCCGCACCCCGGCAGGCCAGCACCGACGCCAUGGCCCACAGCUCCGAGUCGGAGGAGGGCUCUGAGGUGGCUCCGUGCGCCAGCCAGAGCACUGCGGAGGAGACGGCGCCGCUGCUGCCCGAGCACACGGACGCCAUCUUCAGUGAUCUGGCCCACACCUCCCUGUGGUAACGCGCGGACUCCCGGCGGCUUGGCGCUGCUUCAACAGCCAGAUCUCCAGACUUAUGUGGACUUAUUUUUAUCUUUACAAACACUAGCAGGCACAAAACAGCCAGAUAUUGCCGUUCACAACCGUUAUUAUUCUUAUAAACCCGUAUGAACAAAUGUGCCCCGUGUUCAUUGUAGGCCUUCUGAACUCUCCGGCGCCCUCCGUAGGGCUUCUGGUGUUCCUGCUUUAGCGGUUUUUCGGGACAUAAUCUUUUAUGGCGGUUAAGCAAACACUACAACGUUCACAACCGAAACAGCUUGAUACGCAGUGGGGGCGCCGAAGAAUGGGUUUCACGUUUUGAGAAGUUCACACACACACACACACACACACACACACACACCCGCGCACGCUCGUAUCAUGACUACACCGAGGGCUUUACGGCUGGUGUUCUGUUGUUUUUUUAUGACGGCUGUGAUUAGGAGUCAUGGCUGCCACUGUAAUUAUCAUGUUCUGUGCGGCCCGCUGCCUCCUUAGAAAACACUGCUGAAAGUCAACAUUAAAUUCUCCAAAGCAGAUGUGAACCAUGUCAGAGACACCGGCCUUUAGCCAGGCAGGAUUAGGCAUUUAAACAUGAAGGGUCGGCCUCUACGUUAUCCUCCCCCCUUUUUAAUGAAAAAUAAGCACUUUCAUUCUUAAUAUAUACACCGUUGAUUGUAGUUAUGCGGAUGCAUUCUGAGACAUUAGGGCCAAAGAGAGCGAGGCAGUAGGUGACAACGCAGUGAAGAAUAUUUGCGAUAUAAUAGAUUGUAUGGAUGGAUGUUACUAAGAUUAGGUGAUUAGUGCUACCUUCUGCCUUAUCUUCUCUUAUUGAUAAUAUAAACUAUAAACUGCUUGUAUUAGUUGAUGGUUCAGAAGUCUAUCUAACAAAGGGUUGAAAAUAGAGGAUCGUUCUUUACUGUUUGGUUAGUAGAUCCUCUUCAGUUUGUUAUAUGCAAGGAAUCUAUCCUCGCCACAACAAUGCAACGGUGACCUCCAUUUGAGUUUCCUUCAAAAAAAAAUUAAGGAAUAAAUACUUAAUAGAUAAUGAAAUUAGGAGUUGAGGUUCAAAUAUACCUAGCAUUUUGCAAUAUAUCUCUUGAUAACCAAUGUUGCUUACCACUUGAUCAGUGCUUAUUAACUCAUAAGUUAUAUUGCAAUGACAUUAUAUUCACAUUUAGCUUAAAACAAGUUGUAGGUUUUCACAACAUUUGACCAAUGACUUGUUUUUAUUUGUGUGGAUAAGAAAUAAUUGCUUGACAAUUUUAAUAAUCAUUUUAAUUUGUAUUUGCUGUAUUUGCACCCUGUUUUUAUAUAGAAGUUGAGAGGAAUGGCUGAUAUAUGCCUUUUUCAGAUGUGUCUUUUUUGUCUUCAUAAUAAUCUCCUUUAUAUGUGUGUUUUGGUUUGUUGACUCAAAUAAUUAAUCUCGUGUGUGCUUUUCUGCAUUCUGUUUGUAUAUCGGAUUCUAGGUUCAGUAUUUUAAUAUAUUGAUUCCAUUACUUAAGAACUAAUGCCAGCUUUAAUUAUAAAGUAUAUGCUUUUUAACACAAAAUGCAGCCACCCGUUCUGAUGUAAUUUAGAUGUUAUCGCCUCAACAGACCAUCCUAAUGGAAAAGUUAGAAAGAACAAUAAUUCUCCAUGGGCGGAUUGUUUGGACCCUCAAAAAAUUCUAACAUCUUUGAGCAAAAGUUAUUGCUGCUUUGAAAAAGUUACGGUGCAGGUUUAAAGAAUAAUUACAACCUUCCCCCCUUUCGUUACAAGAUAUGUGGUUUAACAUAUGUACACGCCAAGUAGCAAGGUGGUGAGAAUCCUGGUAUAUACCCGAUUCAUUUUAUUUUGAUUGUUGGUCCUUGUGCAGGCUGUUAUCUGAGGAAAGUUCUCCGAUAACGGGCCUCUUUCUGUUACAGUUAGGUGCUGCUCACCCGGGUUAUCUGAUCGCAAUAAAGCAGAAGCAGCAGUGUGUGUGUGGUUUGUUUUGGAGUUUUGCUCGUGAAGGUUGUUAUCCUACAUGUUAAACAUGUGUAUUCUUAUAGUAAAAAACGGAUUGGGGUGUGGCUCUAUAAUAAAGACGGUUUACGUAUC